Molecule: messenger RNA, 3690 nt
Organism: Acaulospora morrowiae
Lineage: Eukaryota; Fungi; Glomeromycota; Glomeromycetes; Diversisporales; Acaulosporaceae
Source: the annotation of a GenBank genome assembly
AUGACCUCGUCAUCGCUCGUCGUCCCUUUGGCAUUUUGGAACCGGCUGCCUACAGCACCAGUAACAGUUGCAGUUUAUAGAGAAGGACACGUCGUGACAGGUUUAAAAGACGGAAAUAUUUGGAUAUAUCGCUGUAAUGUGGAUGACCAAGCCGAUCUUCAGCUACGACAUAAAGUUUUAUGCAUCGGUCACAAAUCGGCCAUCACGGCUUUGUCCAUUAUUGAAGGACAAGUUGAUGGCUGCGCCGGAAAUAAUUACGUAUUGUUGAGCGCAUCUGAGGAUGGGUGGAUAUACGCUGGAUUCAGAGAGGUCAUGAAAUGGUGUUUGUUAGACGGUCGAUGUAUGAUGUCUACAGCAAGAGCAUUUGACGGUAUCAUAAGAAGUCUUAAACCAUUGGCUGCUUAUGCAGAGCCUACGAAAUUUAUUCUUUGCGCCGGAUUCCUAAAUGAGAUCACGAUAUUGAAUUGUGCAACUUUAGAGAUUGUACGAAUCUGGGCUGGUCACAAUGAUUGGGUUACGUGUACUCCAUUUUAUGACUCAGACACACGUAAAAUCAGACUCCUAUCAUCAAAUUUUAAUGGAAUUCUAAAGAUAUGGACAUUUGACGAAACAAAGCAGACCAUCACGAAGGAACACGAUAAUGUAGGAUUUCUUGACGCCCAGGGUGACAAAAUAUUAGAAUUGAUAAGUAACCCUUACGAGAUUGGUGUGAUCAUGGCGAUAACAAAAAACUUUGUCAUAGUAUUUAUAAUAAGGAACGGUAAAUUAAUUAAUAUGCAGCGUAUAAGAGCUCCCGGAGAAGGAAUUUUCUGGACUAGCGGCGUUUUUUUGGCAAAAAACAGAGUGUUGGUUUCCUCUCAGAAUGGGGAUGCAUUUUUGUAUUCGAUACCAACUGUUGAACGUAAAUACCCAUCAGAGAAUGGACAUUUACUGACAAAGCCUGGGCUCAUUCGACGUUCAUCUAUGCCCAAUCUACAAAAAUCCAAUGGUGAAAAACUCUUGACUUCAGUUUACUCGAGGCCAGAGUUGUUGGAGGUCGUGCGCUCUGGAAGUGAAGACUCCACUAGCGUUACAGUAACAUCUGUUUUUGCAAAUCCCAGUAUCGAAGGAAAAUCAACUUGUUGGUAUUUGAUUGCUUUUCGUAAUCACCCUCAAGGAAUAUCAUUUGCAUGGAAGUCGUUGUCAACAACGACGAAGGAUUCCGACACUGGCGAAAAUAGUCAAAGAAAUGUUCGUGAAUCAAAAUGGCAUGUGGAAAGAUAUUUAUCUGAUAUAUGGCCAUUGAACAAGCACAAAAGUCCAAACAUCACGGCUACUACUAUAGUAGACGAUGACAAAAUUGCAUUCGGGUUUGAAAACGGUGAAAUUCGGAUGAUGCCAAUAUCAUUGGCAUUUAUUGAGGAACCACAAAUUUGUUCUCACAAUGCAGUUCGGGAUUUCAAAGGUCACGUCGGAAGUGUCACAUGUUUGUUGACGCCCACGUUCAACAACUCUGUGCAUAGAUAUCUUGUGUCAGGUGGAGAAGAUUGUUCAGUACGGAUAUGGAGUCUGGAAAAUGGGAAACGUUUGGCCUCCUUUACAUAUCAUUCCCAACCGGUUAUCCACUUGUUUGAACCACCUGCCGAAAUUUAUUCAAGGAUUCGAGGGUGCAUAAUUUCUGUCGCGAGAGAUAAUUCUCUGGCGAUAAUAUCUUUGGAAGAGAUGAGUUGCAUAUAUGUUUUCGGCGGCUACCCCUAUCCAAUAGAAAAAAUUCAAUGGAGAAUAUCAGACCACUUUUUGGUGCUUUAUUAUGGUGAUGAAUCCGCACAUUUUUGGCAGAUGAGAGAUUCAGAACUUUAUCAGAUUGUCGCUUCUGCGAGAGAACUAAUUAAAGAUGAGAAUUGGAUAACCAGUUCGGUACCACCAAAACUUGUGGACAAUAAGAAAAAUAGCACCUUGACAUCUUUUCCUGUAUAUUCAAAAAUCGAUGGCACUUCAACACUUCAAAUGUUUACGAUAAAUGUCAAACAACUCAUCAAUGACAUUUAUCACUAUCAUGUUCCCCAAUUCGGAUCAAGGAUUAAUAAAAUAAAUGGACAGACCGAAGAUUUUGAUGAAAAGCCGAACUUGCCUAAAAUAUUCUCCUGGACAACUGCGGGGGCUUCGCAGUCAUCGAUUUCGUCACAAACAUCAACCAUAGCAGAGUCGGAGAGUAAAGCCAUUGAUGCCAGCAUUGUUCAAGUUAUAAUAUCUUCCCUCAUGUCUUGGAAUAUUGACAGCUCACUCGAUAAGAUAUGUUUCGAAAAGUUGGGAUUGAAGAAAUCUUCCACUCGAAUUACAUUCGGGUUAAGAGGAGUGAAUGGGAAUCUAUCAAUAGCUGCACCUUCUCUUGAUGAUGUUCAUGCCACUUGGAAGAUAUCAAAUACUUUAACUGCAGCCAAUCUCUUAUCAAUCGUUGGACUUACGCGUUCGUUCCUUUCAAUGAAAGGCCUCGAGAAGUAUACAAGUGAUAUAAUUACUCACUAUUGUUCUUUAUUACCGGAUCUUGUCGGCACGAAGUUUAAGCAUCCUUCGCUGGUUUUUCUUGUAAAAUAUUUCCAGGACCCAGUCGAGGAUAUACGUCUUUCCGCACGUGCGCUCUUUUCUUCAGCUUUAAAUAGCAUGUCACCGGCUGAACAACAGUCUGUCAUCGACUACUGGAAACAAUUUUUACCAUCAGUAAUGACGCCUGAUUCGUACACGAAUCAAUAUAUGGCGAGAUCAACAAUAUUGCUUGGGAUGAUUGGAGCCGAUAAUCCUAAAGUCUUACCGAAAAAGUUAUUAUCAUUAUUAUCUUUCAUGGAUGAUUCGACUGCACUAAUUGCCAAGAAUAUCGCCUUAUCUUUGCUAUUGCUACUUCAUGACGACUGUAAAUUGUCUCAUCGAUUGGCUGCUCUUGAAUUAUUAGCUGUGCUUAAAACGAUUUUAGGAUUCGCUAUUGAGGUUGAUUCUAACGCAGUAACGGUUAAAGCUAUGGCACAAAAGGUUAUAUUCCAAAUAGCAUCGAUGAAUGCACCUUUGUGUAUGUCGACACUGGCAUAUGAUUCGAAUAAUAGUAAAAAGCCUAACGAGAAGAAUGGUUAUCUUAAAUUGAUAUCAUUGUUCAUAAGGAAAAAACCGUUGAUCAUGUAUUCAAAUUUGUCACCAUUAGUCGAAUCUGUGGUAAAAUCAUUAGAUCCCAACAUACCAAAAAUGAGAGAUACAGUGUUGCAAACUACCACCAGUGUGCUUCAUGAUUUAGUGAGAACUUUUCCAUCGAUUUCAUUCCAUGGAGGGUCACAAAAGUUGGCGGUUGGAACGCUUGAAGGCGCAUCGAUUGUCUAUGACUUGAGGACUGCAACCAGAUGUCACAUAUUAGAGGGACACACGAAAUCAGUUACCGCAGUAACAUUCUCAAAUGAUGGAAGGAUUAUUGUGUCUUGUUCACUUGAAGAGGGAACGGUUCGAGUGUGGAAUCCAAAUCCCGGAUUUUUAGAUAUGAUCACUGGUGUUGGUAGUAGAAAUGGAAUAAAUGGUGUUGGUAGCCAUCUGGCGUUUUCGAGAAAUGAAAAUAAAGGCAUCAAGAUGGGUAUGGGAUUCAAGAAUUCUUUAUCAAGUUCUAUUAAACCCAUUAAAAACUUCGAUUUUAACCUAGGAGAAGACGGUGAGACAUUUCUUUCCUUUGAUGUUUAA